Molecule: messenger RNA, 1041 nt
Organism: Closterium sp. NIES-65
Lineage: Eukaryota; Viridiplantae; Streptophyta; Zygnematophyceae; Desmidiales; Closteriaceae
Source: the annotation of a GenBank genome assembly
AUGAGCAAGAGCUUCAAGGGAGGGCAGCAGCAGCAAAAGAAUCACGUACCUGCCAAGAUCAACGCCACCGAAGCGGAAACCAGCGACGACGACGUCAUCCUCGGGGGAGCCCACAAGGCCAAUGUUGCAAGAGCUUCGGGAGCAUGCCUGCUUGCGAAGGGCCUUAAGGGGAAGGAGUGGUACAUGGACAGCGGUUGUACCCAACACAUGACGAACCAGAAGGAGUGGCUGAGAAAUUUCAGAGCAUCACCGAUACCGUAUGUGCUGUUGGGAGACGAGGGGAAACUUCCUGUGAAAGGGGAAGGAGACCUAGUGCUGCAAAGUGCUUAUGGUGAGGUGAAGCUGGACAACGUGCUGCUAGUGGACAAGCUCACGCUCAACCUCAUUAGUCAAUCGCAGCUGGAUAGUGGUGGAUGCAAAACUUUCAGCGACAAGGGGAGCAUAUGGGUCUUUGGAGCGGAUUGGAAGGUAAUAGCGGAGGGAUCACGCAAGCAAGGGCUAUAUGAGAUGAAGCUGCACGAGAAACAGAGUGGGGACAAGGUCACGUACCUGGCUGAACCGGAAGCGGGUAAGGUGGCACGAGAUGAGCUCCGCACCAAGUUCGAAAGGGUGCCGAUCAAGGAGUUGCAGCAGCAGGCGCUUCCUAUGGCAGCAGCAGUGAGCACGGUGGACGUCAACCUGCUGCAUAGGAGGAUGGGGCACGCUGGUCAUUAUCGAAUCAAGGAGCUGAUCAAGAAGAACAUGGCAGCGGGAGUGAAGACCGGAAAAGUCACGGCGACCAGAGAUGUUACCUUCUACGAGCAAGACACCUACUUGGAGUGGAAGGGACGGAAACAAGGAGCUGUUGCAAAGGAAGUGGCAGCAGCACCAACUCCACUGGAGGAGAUGAUAGAUGGGAGUGAGAAGGAGGGGAUAGGGGCAGCCAAUGGAAGCGGUGACAAUGACGACUACGAAGACCACACUACACCGGGCUUCGACUGGGUAUGGGAGGUGCAGGAGUUGUCCUCACCUUCAACUGCCGUGGAAGAGGGUGAAGAAUAA